This is a messenger RNA of Drosophila pseudoobscura, 781 nucleotides long. It is a transcript of the gene HLH4C, whose product is annotated as Helix loop helix protein 4C. The coding region runs from base 164 to 670 and encodes 168 amino acids. Gene Ontology annotation, molecular function: DNA-binding transcription factor activity, RNA polymerase II-specific; protein dimerization activity; RNA polymerase II cis-regulatory region sequence-specific DNA binding. The transcript is spliced from 2 exons. Gene Ontology annotation, biological process: regulation of transcription by RNA polymerase II. The record is from RefSeq and is a predicted model, not a curated record. Lineage: Eukaryota; Metazoa; Arthropoda; Insecta; Diptera; Drosophilidae.
CCGCACCGUGCGUCAGUUCGACAUUCAGGCUUUAAGCGAGCAGCCAAACUUGUAAGCUCUUCUCCGGAAUCGACUUGAACCGUAGAUAUACCGAAGAAUUGUGCGGAUAUUCUGCUCUUUUCGAAUAUUCAACUGGCAGCAGGAGCCACACACACACCAAAGAAUGGUCUACGACAUGACGCAUAUGGCAGAGGGACCGCCGCAGAGCAUCUCCCUGAGUCGCUACUAUAUGCAGGAGGAUGACGAGAUGUUGGCCCCCGCCAACAAUGGCGGCCUGUUGAACGAGGACUAUGCGGCCAGCACCACGCUGGACAUUGAGAAGCGCUUCCAGGCGCGCAUGGCCUGUGAGACGGCCGCCCAGCCGGCACCGCCGCCGCCACCGACACCAGCGCCACGUCGCCGGACCACACCGAUUGCCCACCUCGAUCCCACAGAGCUGGUGGGAUUGUCACGCGAGGAGCGACGUCGCCGGCGACGGGCCACACUCAAGUACCGCACGGCGCAUGCCACACGGGAGCGUAUCCGCGUGGAGGCCUUCAAUGUGUCCUUCGCUGAGCUGAGGAAGCUGCUGCCCACUCUGCCGCCCGACAAGAAGCUCUCCAAGAUCGAGAUCCUCAAGCUGGCCAUCUGCUACAUUGCGUACUUGAAUCACGUCCUGGAGACCCCCUGAGAUAGUGGUAGCGCCUCUAGCUUCAACACCAGCUGCAGCUUCAGUGAGGCCAUGUUCUUUGCUCCACCAUAGGACGCAAAUCGAAUCGAAUCGAGCCCCCCCCCCCCCAUC